AGCCCGGGCAUGUGCCCUGAACUAGGCGACCUCCUGGUUCUUGGAUCCAGGCGCAACCACCGAGCCACCGGAGGCUGGGCUGCUGGGAAGAUUUGAACACUUGUAUUUCUGUAGCCCUGUUAAUGUCUCCUUUGUUUUCAUACCAUUUCGAAAGUUGGCUCUUGCACUUACAGUGCUGUUUGUUUAUGCUCUUACGCAAUAUGACUUUAUCCUAUAACGAGACGUAUUCUUGUCUACGUGUUUAUAACAGUUUAUUACGUAUUUCACACGCUGUUCUAUGACUGCUUUGUUCUAGACAGUGUUCUGAUAAAAAUGCGGGCAGAAUUACGAAUCCACUUGAUCAGAAUAAAAAGUUUCUAAUACGGAACUUCCAGGGAAUGAGUAGAAUUACCUACUCAUACUAGUUAGUGGUCCUUAACCUGUUGAAUGCCCGCUGUGUACGUUGUCCAUAAUAUCUGUGAAAUACUCAGUUCUAACAGGUAGGGAAGGAAAAACACCAAAAAAAUCUUGCUUCUGGAAGUUUCAUCAGCUCUGGCAUUUUUGCCUUUCAGUGUCCUGAUAUGUGCAACGAUGGACCAGAAAAUCCUGUCUCUAGCAGCAGAAAAGACAGCAGACGGACUGCAGGAAUUUCUUCAGACCCUGAAGGGAGAUGACCUGGCGAACCUCCUUCAGAACCAGGCGGUGAAAGGAAAAGCGGUUGGAGCCCUCCUGAGAGCCAUCUUCAAAGGUUCCCCCUGCUCUGAGGAAGCUGGAGCUCUUAGGAGACGUAAGACAUAUACUUGUUGUAUCCAGUUGGUGGAAUCCGGGGAUUUGCAGAAGGAAAUAGCAUCUGAGAUCAUAGGCUUGCUAAUGCUGGAGGCCCACAGUUUUCCAGGACCAUUGUUGGUUGAAUUAGCCAAUGAGUUUAUUGGUGCAAUCAAAGAGGGCAGCCUCCUGAAUGGAAAAUCUUUGGAGUUACUUCCCAUCAUUCUUAGUGCCCUUGUCACCAAAAAGGGAAACGUGCCUUCUGGAAAAGAGGAGCUGAGCGGGGAAGACCAUAAGAAACAGCUGAUUAACACCCUCUGCUCUGGCAGGUGGGAUCGGCGCUAUGUGAUUCAGCUCACGUCCAUGUUCAAGGAUGUGCCUCUGACUGCAGACGAGGUGGAGUCUGUGACGGAGAAAGUGCUCAAGAUGUUCUCCAAGCUGAACCUUCAAGAAAUACCGCCUUUGGUCUAUCAGCUUCUGGUUCUCUCCUCCAAGGGAAGCAGAAGGUGCGUUUUGGAAGGAGUCGUAGCUUUCUUCAGGGAGCUCGACAAGCAGCACAAGGAAGAGCAGAGCGGCGACGAGCUCCUGGACCUUAUCACUGUGCCGUCCAGUGAACUUCGCCAUGUGGAAGGCACUGUCAUCCUGCACAUCGUGUUCGCCAUGACCUUGGACUGCGAGCUAGGCAGAGAACUGCUGAAGCUCUUGAAGAUAGGACUGCAAGAUUUCAGCAACGAUGUAUGUCCCUUCAGCAUUGCCCUCCUGCUCUCUGUAGCAAGAAUACAAAGGUUUGAGGAACAGGUGUUUGACCUUUUAAAGGCUUUGGUUUUUAAAAGCUUCAAGGAUCUUCAGCUUCUCCAGGCCUCAAAAUUUCUUCAGAAUCUGGUCCCUCAUCCGUCUUGCGUUUCAGCCAUGACCCUGGAGGUGGUGAAAAACAGCGUUCAUAGCUGGGAUCAUGUGACUCAGGGCCUGGUCGAAUUUGGUUUCAUUUUAAUGGAUUCGUAUGGGCCCAAGAAGAUGGUUGAUGGGAGAGCUGUUGAAACCAGCCCCGAUCUCUCUCGGACACCAAGCCAGCACGCGUGCAAGCUGGGAGCCGAUAUCCUGUUGGAAACUUUCAAGAUCCAUGAGAUGGUCAGACAAGAAAUCCUGGAGCAAGUCCUCAACAGGGUUGUCACCAGAGCAUCCUCUCCCAUCAGCCAUUUCCUAGAGCUGCUCUCCAGCAUCGUCACGUAUUCGCCCUUAGUCCUUCAGGGCUGUUCUUCUAAAAUCACAGGAAGCUUUGACUACCUGUCCUUGCUGCCCCUUGCGACCGUGGACGGGCUCCUGAAGGCGGUGCAGCCCCUCCUCAAAGUGAGCAUGUCCAUGAGGGACUCGCUGAUCGUCGUCCUGCGGAAAGCCAUGUUUGCCAGACAGCUUGACGCCCGGAAGUCGGCAGUGGCCGGGUUUCUGCUGCUCCUGAAAAACUUCAGAGUGUUAGGCAGCCUGUCGUCCUCCCAGUGCAGCCAGGCCAUCGGCGUCAGCCAGGUCCACGUGGACGUCCACAGUCGCUACAAUUCUGUGGCCAACGAAGCUUUUUGCCUCGAGAUCAUAGACAGCCUGCGAAGGUGCUUAGGCCAGCAGGCCGAUGUGCGACUCAUGCUCUAUGAGGGGUUCUACGAUGUCCUCCGAAGAAACUCGCAGCUGGCUGAUUCUGUCAUGCACACUCUGCUGUCCCAGCUGAAGCAGUUCUAUGAGCCACAGCCUGACGUGCUGCCUCCUCUGAAGUUCGAAGCCUGUAUUUUGACCCAAGGAGAUCAGCUCUCUCUACAAGAACCCCUGGACCACCUGCUGUGCUGCAUGCAGCACUGCUUGGCCUGGUAUAAGAGCAAGGUGCUGCCCGGCCAGCAGGGAGAGGAGGAGCCUGAGGACGGGUUCUACCAGGAGAUGGAUGACAUGCUGGAGUCCCUCACGCGCAGAAUGAUCAAGACGGAGCUGGAGGACUUUGAGCUGGAUAAAUCAGCAGAUUUUUCUCAGAGCACUGGCGUCGGCAUCAAAAAUAACAUCUGUGCCUCUCUUGUGAUGGGAGUUUGUGAGGUUCUGAUAGAAUAUAAUUUCUCCACCAGUAAUUUCAGUAAGAACAAGUUUGAGGACGUCCUGAGCUUAUUUACGUGUUACAAGAAGCUCUCUGACAUCCUCAACGAAAAAGCUGGCAAAGGCAAAACUAAAACGGCCCACAGAGCAAACCAUAGCUUUUUGUCCAUGAAGUUUGUGUCUGAGCUUCUCACCACUCUCUUCAGGGACAGUACCCAAAGCCACGAGGAGAGCCUGUCUGUGCUGAGGUCCAGCGGCGAGUUCAUGCGCUACGCAGUGAGCGUGGCCCUGCGGAAGGUGCAGCAGCUGAAGGAAAUGGGGCAUGUGAGCGGCCCCGACGGCCAGAACCCAGACAAGAUCUUUCAGAACCUGUGUGACAUAACUCGGGUCUUUCUCUGGAGGUACACGUCCAUCCCCACCUCCGUGGAGGAGUCGGGAAAGAAAGAAAAGGGGAAGAGUAUCUCGCUGCUGUGCUUGGAGGGGCUGCAGAAGAUCUUCGUGGCCGUGCAGCAGUUCUUCCAGCCCCGGCUGCCCCUGUUCCUCCGCGCGCUGGAUGCCCCAGACACCGAGGGAGAGGAGGUGGAGGUCACUGUCACCCAGAGAGCAGCGUUCCAGGUCCGGCAGUUCCAGAGGGCCUUGUUGAACUUGCUCAGCAGCCCGGAGGAAGACUUCAGCAGCAGAGAAGCCCUGCUCCUUGUCAGUGUCCUCUCCAGCUUGUCCCGGCUGCUGGAGCCCUCCUCCCCACAGUUUGUGCAGAUGCUGACCUGGACAUCCAAGAUCUGCAAGGAACACAGUCGGGAGGAUGCUUCGUUCUGCAGGGGCCUGAUGAACUUGCUCUUCAGCCUCCACGUUUUGUGCAAGAGCCCGGUGGCCCUGCUGCGUGACCUGUCCCAGGAUAUUCACGGGCUCCUUGGAGACAUAGACGAGGAUGUUGAAGUGGAGAAAACAAACCACUUUGCGAUGGUGAAUUUGAAGACUGCGGCCCCUACUGUCUGUCUGCUGGUUCUGAGCCAGGCUGAGAAGGUCCUGGAGGAAGUGGACUGGCUAAUCACCAAGCUCAAGGGACAAGUGAGCCAAGAAGCCACAUCGGAAGAGGCGUCUUCUCAGGCAGCCCUGCCGCCCCGCCCCAUGGAGAAGGCCAUUGUCAUGCAGCUGGGGACUCUGCUCACCUGCUUCCACGAGCUGGUGCAGACCGCCCUGCCCUCGGGCGGCUGUGUGGACACCUUGCUCCGGGACCUCUGCAAGAUGUACGUCAUCCUCACCGCGCUUGUCAAAUACUACAUCCAGGUGUGUCGGAGCUCCAGAGGAAUUCCCAAAAUCAUGGAAAAGCUGGUGAAGCUGUCCGGCUCUCAUCUUACCCCCGUGUGCUAUUCCUUCAUUUCUUAUGUACAGAACAAGAGGAGCAGGAGCCCCCAGUGCCCAGGAGGGAAGAAAAGGAACGGAGCCGCCGUUGCCGUGGCCAUGGCCAGAGUUCUUCGGGAAACCAAGCCAAUCCCAAAUCUCAUCUUCGCCAUUGAACAGUACGAGAAAUUCCUCAUCUUUCUUUCCAAGAGGUCCAAGGUGAACCUGAUGCAACACAUGAAGCUCAGCACCUCCCGGGACUUCAAGAUCAAGGGGAACGUCCUGGACGUGCUUCUCCGGGACGAAGACGGGGACACGGAUGAGGUCAGUGUCUGCUUCUGGCGGGAGCCCCGCCUGGUCCCCCUUCCUGACCAGGGGCUGCUGGGAGCAGCCGCAGGCAGCGAAUGGGCUAAAAGGAGGUCAGGCCAAGACGAAACUAAAAACUCCCAAGAGAAGGGUUAUGUGUUUUGAGCCACAGCUGGGUGCCCAAACUUGUAGACAUUUUGGGUGCCCGUUUCCAGAAAGGGUGGUGACAAAGCAAGGCCUGACGGGGUGAAGCAGUGGACAGCGAGUAGCCCCGCAUCCUGGCUCAGGGCCCU
Molecule: messenger RNA, 4751 nt
Organism: Miniopterus natalensis
Lineage: Eukaryota; Metazoa; Chordata; Mammalia; Chiroptera; Miniopteridae
Source: RefSeq, a predicted model, not a curated record